GGGCUCUCUCCGCGUGUCCCAGAGUCCUGGCAACGGGCCAAAGCCUGGCCUGCUAUAAAAAGGAGUGGACACUGAGCCCUGCACAUCUUCUGCCGACUCAGUUUCGGGGAGACCUGGUGGGGCAGACUCUUGGGCACCAUGUUGACAGAACUGGAGAGUGCCAUGAACUGCCUCAUUGACGUUUACCACAAGUACUCCCUGGAGAAGGGGAACUACCACGCUCUCUACAGGGAUGACUUGAAGAAAUUGUUAGAGACCGAGUGCCCUCGGUUCCUGAAGAAAAAGGAUGCAGAUACCUGGUUCAAAGAGUUGGAUAUCAAUAGUGAUGGUGCAAUUAACUUCGAGGAGUUCCUCAUACUCGUGAUAAAAGUGGGCGUGGCCAGCCACGAAGACAUUCACCGGGAGUAGCAGAGCCCUGGGCCCUGGGGCUGUCCCUGCCAAAGAAUAAAGUCCUUGUUGGUACCUCA
Messenger RNA from Mustela erminea (ermine), 467 nucleotides. It is a transcript of the gene S100A8, whose product is annotated as S100 calcium binding protein A8. Gene Ontology annotation, cellular component: cytoplasm. The transcript has 3 exons. Lineage: Eukaryota; Metazoa; Chordata; Mammalia; Carnivora; Mustelidae. Bases 139 to 408 code for a protein of 89 amino acids. The record is from RefSeq and is a predicted model, not a curated record. Gene Ontology annotation, biological process: neutrophil aggregation; neutrophil chemotaxis; response to lipopolysaccharide. Gene Ontology annotation, molecular function: calcium ion binding.